This is a messenger RNA of Ylistrum balloti, 633 nucleotides long. RefSeq lists its product as uncharacterized. The transcript has 6 exons. Bases 1 to 633 code for a protein of 210 amino acids. The record is from RefSeq and is a predicted model, not a curated record. NCBI's taxonomy places the organism in Eukaryota, Metazoa, Mollusca, Bivalvia, Pectinida, Pectinidae.
AUGAACUUUGCUGUCUUCUUUAUACUUUUAACUGUGACCUUUGCCGAUGUACAUAAUGACCUCUUGUCGACCUUGAACUUCCUUCACGAAAGCGCAGCUUACCAGGCCCUUCCACCGGAACUGAAAGGUCUGACGGAAGAACUAGCAUCCACGGCUCAGACGGGUCAACUAACAGCUUAUAUUGACAAGGUCGGCUUCUCGUCUGUCCUCAGCCUCCUUAGACACUUACCCGUCGAUGAAGCUCACGAUGUAGAAGACUAUCUCCUAAAGGUCCUAACAGACGAGAGCAUCGCCUUUCUACAAGCACAACAAGCUGCAUCUACCGCCAGUACACAGAGCCCUCCAGCAACAGACAGAAUGAAAAGGUCGUUGCGGUCAAAAUCCGAUUCAUAUCUGCAUAAUCUGGAGUCCACUAACGCAUAUCAGAGUCUGCCACAGGAGUACAAGGGCGUGCUCAAGUCCCUUCUGACCGCCGCCUACUCCAACACCCUUACCCAGUUCAUAGGAAACGACGUGAACAUCCUUCCCAGACUCCUUCAUCAUAUGAACCCAGGAUUAGCCCGUCGACUCAAUGCUUACUUUAUACAGCAAUUGCGGACAGAGGCGCAACAACAUGAUGACGAUGACGACUAG